This is a messenger RNA of Penicillium argentinense, 1563 nucleotides long. RefSeq names its product 1,3-beta-glucanosyltransferase gel2 (gene gel2). Lineage: Eukaryota; Fungi; Ascomycota; Eurotiomycetes; Eurotiales; Aspergillaceae. Gene Ontology annotation, molecular function: 1,3-beta-glucanosyltransferase activity. Bases 1 to 1563 code for a protein of 520 amino acids. Gene Ontology annotation, cellular component: cytoplasm; fungal-type cell wall. The transcript has 4 exons. Gene Ontology annotation, biological process: fungal-type cell wall (1->3)-beta-D-glucan biosynthetic process. The record is from RefSeq and is a predicted model, not a curated record.
AUGAUUGCCUCGUAUAGCCGCAUUUUCACGGCCGUAUGUGCUCUGGCAAGCACCGCGGCCGCCGUGACGCCCCUCAAGGUCGAUGGUAAAGACUUUAUCGACUCCGAGACUGGCCAUCGUUUCUCCGUCAUUGGAAUCGAGUUCGUGUCUUGUCCCCCGAUUCCCCACGACAGCCCCAUUGACUUCCCUAACAGCUACCAGCCCGGCGGCCAGUCCGGCUUUACCAAGAAGAAGGAUCCCCUGAGUGACCCCGACACCUGUCUGCGCGAUGCGGCCUUGAUGCAGCGUCUGGGCAUCAACACCAUCCGUGUAUACAACUUGGAGCCCUCCUUGAACCACGACAAGUGCGUGUCCUAUUUCAAUGGCGCCGGUAUCUAUAUGAUCCUGGAUGUCAACUCGCCUCUGGAGAAUGGCUCUCUCAACCGUGGCGAGCCCUGGACUUCGUACAACCCCAUCUAUUUCCAGCAGGUUUUUGGCAUUAUCGAGGCCUUCAAGUCCUACCCGAACGUGCUCGGUUUCUUCGCCGGUAACGAGGUCAUCAACGAGGAUGCCCAGUACCUGGUUCCUGCCUAUGUUCGCGCUGUCAUCCGUGACAUGAAGGAUUACAUCGCCAAGCACUCCAAGCGCGCUAUCCCCGUUGGUUAUUCGGCUGCCGAUGUCCGAAACAUUCUGGUGGACACCGACCGCUACUUUGAGUGCCACAUGAAGAACUCGACAAGCUCUCAGGCCGAUUUUUUUGGUCUGAACUCCUACUCCUGGUGCGGCAAGGCCUCGUACAAGUCUAGCGGCUACGAUGUUCUCACGGAUGAUUUCUCCAACUCCACCAUGCCGGUCUUCUUCUCCGAGUACGGCUGCAAUGAAGUCAAGCCCCGUGUCUUUACCGAGGUUCAGGCUCUCUACGGCGAAGAAAUGACCCAGGCCUUCUCCGGCGGCCUGGUCUAUGAGUGGACCGAGGAGGACAAUAAUUUUGGUCUGAUUCAGGUCAACAAGAAUGACAGCGUGACUCUCCUGAUCGACUACGCCAAUCUGCAGAACCAGUUCGGCAAGCUGGAUAUGGACCGCAUUGAGUCGAGCAACUCCUCCCAGACCAGCGUCCAGCGCGAGGAGUGCAGCGCGGACCUCAUUAAGAGCAAAAAGUUUUUGAACGCGUGGAACCUGCCUACCAGACUCGACAAGAUCAAUGACUACAUCGAGAACGGUCUGCCCAAUAAGCCCUCCGGCUCUCUCGUUCCUGUCUCCAGCACCUCUAUUCCAGAGAAAAUCUACGAUCACAAUGGUCAGGAGAUCUCCAACAUCAAAUACACAGUGCUGGCCAACGGCGAGGUGAACAAGCCUUCCAGCUCCAGCUCCAGCGGAUCUUCCUCCAGCACCUCGGGCUCUGACUCUGGCUCUUCCUCGUCCUCGUCCUCUUCUUCUCCUUCUUCUUCUUCUUCUUCUUCUUCUUCUUCUUCUUCUUCCACCGGCACCGCGACUGGCACUAACGCCGCCUCGGUGAACGGUGCCUCUUCCAUCCUUUUUGGUGGCGUAAGCGGUUUCUUCAUGCUGCUAGCAUCUCUUCUGUAA